AUGGCUCCCAACACUGGUGUCGCCUCGGCUGCUGGCCGUUCGAUGGAUCCCUCCAUGCUCCACUCUGGAAAAUGGUGGAACCACGGCCAUAUUGUCAAGCUCAACUUGCUGCUCAUCAUCCCCCUCAUCACCUCGUAUGCCAACGGUUUCGACGGUUCGAUGAUGAACGGUCUCCAGUCGGUCGAGCACUGGAAGUCUUACUUUGGCUAUCCAAAGCCCGAGGAUCUCGGUCUCUUCAACGCCAUCCAGUCCAUUGGUGCCUUCUGCGCCAUUCCCAUCUCGCCAUACAUCUCUGAUGGUCUUGGUCGCAAGAACGGUAUUGCCAUUGGUGCCGCCAUUGUCCUCGUCGGUGCUAUCCUCCAAACGGCUACCCAGAACCUUGGCAUGUUCGUCGGUUCCCGUUUCCUCGUCGGUUUCGGAACCACCUUUGCCCAGAUGGCUUCUCCUCUUCUCAUCUCCGAGGUUGCCUACCCAACUCACCGUGCUCCCCUCACCUCGCUCUACAACACCCUCUGGUUCUCUGGCUCCAUCGUUGCCGCCUGGUCGACUUUCGGUACCUUCCGCAUCAACAGUGACUGGUCCUGGCGUAUUCCCUCGGCUCUCCAGGGUCUCUCGUCGAUCAUCCAGCUCCUCUUCGUCUGGUUCCUUCCCGAGUCUCCUCGUUGGUUGAUCAAUCGCGGUCGUGAUGAAGAGGCCAAGGCCAUCCUUGCCCGCUUCCACGCCGAUGGUGAUGCGUCGCACCCACUCGUCUCGUUUGAGUACAACGAAAUCAAGGAGGCCCUCGCUCUCGAAUCCGAGGCUGCUCGCGUCUCUUGGCUCGAUCUCUUCCGCACCCCCGGUAACCGUCGCCGCAUGAGGAUCAUCAUCGGUAUCGGUGUCUUCUCCCAGUGGUCCGGAAACGGUCUCAUCUCCUACUACCUCACCAAGGUCCUCGACGGUAUUGGAAUCACGAGCUCUAACGACCAGACUCUUCUUAACGGUAUCCUCGCCAUCUACAACUUUAUCAUUGCCAUCUCUGCCUCCAUGUCCGUCGAGAAGGUUGGACGUCGCCCACUCUUCAUCAUCUCGACCGCUGGUAUGCUUGUCGCCUACGCUAUCAUCACUGCCAUGUCCGGAACGUACGAGAAGACCAAGAACGCUGAUGCUGGACGUACCCUCCUCGCAUUCGUCUUCAUCUUCAACGGUUUCUACGCCAUCGCCUAUACUCCUCUCCUCGUCUCGUACACUGUCGAAAUUCUUCCUUUCCUCAUUCGUGCCAAGGGUCUCGCUGCGAUGAACUUCUCCGUCAUGGGUGCCAUCAUCUUCAACCAGUACACCAACCCCAUCGCCCUCGACGCUCUCAAGUGGAAGUACUACCUCAUCUACACGAUCUGGCUCGUGUUCGAGUUGGUCUACGUCUGGCUCUGGGCCACCGAGACCAAGGGUCGUUCGCUCGAGGAGACUGCAGCCCUGUUCGAUGGUGAGGAUGCCGUCGCAGAGCUUGCCAACCGCACUGGCCACGAUAUGGCCGAGUCUCGCGGUGUCAAGCGCGCUGGCUCGGAUUCGCAGGACGAGAAGCUCAACAUUGAGCACUCUCACCGCGAGGUUGCCUGA
Serendipita indica DSM 11827 is the source of this 1593-nucleotide messenger RNA. Lineage: Eukaryota; Fungi; Basidiomycota; Agaricomycetes; Sebacinales; Serendipitaceae. The record is from the annotation of a GenBank genome assembly.